Messenger RNA from Anopheles moucheti, 846 nucleotides. RefSeq lists its product as uncharacterized. The record is from RefSeq and is a predicted model, not a curated record. Bases 217 to 714 code for a protein of 165 amino acids. The transcript has a single exon. Lineage: Eukaryota; Metazoa; Arthropoda; Insecta; Diptera; Culicidae.
GAGUCCACGGCGGCACAGGCGGCCCAGGCGGCGGCAGCGGCACAGGUGGCGGCCCAGGCGGCCUUCUUCACGCCGAUUCACCACCCGCACGCCCACCACCACCACCACCACCAUCACCCGCAUGCCUACCACCAUCCGCACGCCCACCAUCCGCAUCACGGGGCGGCGGCAGCGGCGGCCGCGGCAGCCGCCGCAGCAGCUGCGGCCGCGGCCGCCAUGGUCGGUGGCCACGGUAUGUACGGGUCGGCGUCGGCAGGAGGAGCGGGCGGAGCGGGCGAGGCUAGCAGCACGCAAGUGUCCCUUUCGUCCGCGUCGCCACCGGCCUCGUCCGGGUCGUCGGCCGCCCCCGGCCCGACCACAUCCGGCACGGGGCACGGUGAGGGAGCUGGCCCGCAGCCACCAUCACAGUCGUCCUCCGUACCGGCAACGUCGUCGUCUUCACCUGCGCCCACGAGUUCGUCAUCGUCUGCUUCGUCAACGCUGGCCGCACAAAUGUACAUAGACCAUCAGCGCAGCCAGCAGCAUCAGCAGCAACAGCAGCAGCAGCAACAGCAGCAGCAGCAACAACAGCAGCAGCAGCAGCAGCAUCAGCAGCAGCAGCAGCAACAUGCUCAAGCUCAUCACCAGCAGCAGCUGCACACGAGACGACUCUUGCAGGAAUGGACUCUGCAGUUCGGACCAACCGGAACAGCAACUGGUGCACGUUACAUUUAGAUGGAUUUACAUCGAACAAAACAAAUACACACGAGAUAGAGAGAGAGCGAGAAAAAGAGAGAGAGAGUUACAGAAACAAAGCAAACAAAAAGAUACACCCAACACACACACAACAUGAAAAAAAGGAUACGA